UUCACAACACAAGUGCUUGACUUCAUGAAUUUCUUUGCUAAUGUGACUAAUUUAGUUUAUUUAUAGAUUUAUUUUGUUCUGUAUAAGUAUGUCGACAGAUGGUUUGUCUUCGGCAGAUUGUUCGCAGUCAUAGAGACGGUUUGAUGUAUUCCACAUGCGGGAUGCGGUGGCUGCCCUGCUCUCUUCACGUGCUGCUCUGUGUGCGCUCACGGUCAUGCAGGAGAGCACGGAACAGGCUGUCUGUAUGGAUUAGCGAGCUGUGGUCCUAUGUGAGGCUGCUAUUGUGCUCACUUUGCUUUAACUCCCUCACGGACUCUGAUGUGGUUUUUGACUCGGUUUUUGAACCAGUGUUCUUCACUGUGGAUUAUGUCACUCGCUGGUUUGGCAUGGCAUUUGUUUGUUUGGUGUUGAUCCUGGUCAGCUCCAUCCUGGUGAUUGCCUACAUCAUUCUUCUGCCUCUGAUCCUCAACACAUACUCUCCUUUUUGGAUUGUUUGGCACCUUUGCUAUGGACACUGGAUCAUCGUCAUGAUUGCCUUCCAUUACUACAAGGCUGCCAAGACGUCUCCAGGUUUUCCCCCGACAAUAAAAAGUGAUAUUCCAUUUGUGUCUGUCUGCAAAAGAUGCAUUGUUCCAAAACCUGCCAGAACACAUCACUGUGGUAUUUGUAACAGGUGCAUUCUGAAAAUGGAUCAUCACUGUCCCUGGUUGAAUAACUGCGUGGGACACUUCAAUCACCGUUACUUCUUCUCCUUUUGUCUCUUCUUGACCUUGGGCUGUAUCUACUGUAGCAUCAGUGGCAGACAACUUUUCCUAGAUGCUUACAAUGCUCUUGAGCGUUUUAAGCAUUUGGAUAUGGAAAAGCCAGGGGUACCAGUAACAGGGAUGGCACUGCUAAUAGGAAUUCUUCCCACUGGCCAGCCCAGCAGUCAGACCCCAUUACCCCCUUACACCUUCAAGGACAGGAUGAUUAAUAAGAGUAUCAUCUAUAUGUGGGUACUUACCAGCACAGUUGCUGUAGCCCUGGGUGGACUAACCAUGUGGCAUGCAGUUCUCAUUUCAAGAGGCGAGACCAGUAUAGAAAGACACAUUAACCGCAAAGAAAAGGCACGAAUGGCAAAAUGGGGGAAGGUAUACAGAAACCCUUUCAGUUAUGGCAGGCUGAAUAACUGGAAGAUGUUCUUGGGUGUGGAGAAGAGAAGUCACUGGGUGACGCGUGUUCUCCUUCCAUCCGGACACGCUCCUUGUGGUGAUGGCUUGACCUGGGAUGUGUUCUUGGUUAAAACGGACAUGAUACCUGUAUGACCCUGUCUCCCAGGAUAUUCUGAAGCCUGCUUUCAGCAGUUGUUGCACUGUCCAACCCAUUCUGGUUGUUUGAUCAUGUUGGCUAAAAUGGGGCUGCAUCACACUCCAGUACCUCAGAAACACACUGUGGACUGUCUCACGGUUUGAUGUUACUUUGUAAAAAACAAAAAUCUGUAAUAUAUGGCAACGUAUCAUGGGUAAUGCAUUCCGAACCAGGUGUUUUUUACUUGACUGUUGAACCAAUUAUAAAUUUAAUGUUUUAUAUAAACCCAUGUACUGACUGACAUUGGAUUCAAAUACCUUCAGUAAUGAUUUAUUUUAACUCCGAAUUCUUUGUUCUGCUCAUGCUAAUAUUUUGCUAUUUCAAGUGGAAAAAAAUCAGUGGAGAUUUCAGGUGCAGUGUAUCUAUCCUGUCAGCAUAACUAUUGUCCUCUUAUCACACACUGCACUGCAACAUUUGUGUUUGACUUCAAACAUGUAUUAUUUAUCAACAUUUUGUACUUGAUAAUAUAUCUUUAUAAAUUAUUUUUAUUUAAAUCA
Messenger RNA from Thalassophryne amazonica, 1844 nucleotides. It is a transcript of the gene zdhhc16a, whose product is annotated as zinc finger DHHC-type palmitoyltransferase 16a. Lineage: Eukaryota; Metazoa; Chordata; Actinopteri; Batrachoidiformes; Batrachoididae. Bases 99 to 1304 code for a protein of 401 amino acids. The record is from RefSeq and is a predicted model, not a curated record. Gene Ontology annotation, molecular function: palmitoyltransferase activity. The transcript has 11 exons. Gene Ontology annotation, biological process: protein palmitoylation. Gene Ontology annotation, cellular component: Golgi apparatus.